Molecule: messenger RNA, 3318 nt
Organism: Oryzias melastigma (Indian medaka)
Lineage: Eukaryota; Metazoa; Chordata; Actinopteri; Beloniformes; Adrianichthyidae
Gene: mpp2b
Product: membrane protein, palmitoylated 2b (MAGUK p55 subfamily member 2)
Exons: 12
Coding region: 323-2062 (579 amino acids)
Cellular component (GO): plasma membrane; cell-cell junction
Molecular function (GO): protein binding
Source: RefSeq, a predicted model, not a curated record
UCUCCCACAGACCAACCCUCUGCUUGCCUGGGUUGACCCCCGCUGGGAGAACCUGGGGAGAAUUGCUCCCGCCUCCUGUUCUUCCUUCUCGAGGAGGCACCGUACCUCCCUCCCUCUCCCCCCCGCCGCCGCCGCCGCCGCUCUCCUGCUUCUCUCGCCUCCUCUCAUUCAUGCAGAAGAGGAGGCGCUCAGCCAGGCGUAGCUUUUUUUUACACAUUCCCGUCAGGAGCAGGUGGGAACGGAGGAGAGCGCCGCCAGCUCCUCUCGGCAGAGCGGGGAGGAUCGGUGACGGAUAGGGAGUGGAGGUUUGGUGUGGGGAGGGAUGGCUGGCAGCCUGUUUGGAAGGCUCUCUCUGGAGGAAGGGGACUCUGCCAACUCCUUGGAGGGCCUGGAUAUCAAGCUGGGGGGGGAAGCCAUGCAUCAGGCCCUGGACACGCUGAGUGACAGCACAAGCUCAACAACUGCCAACGACCUGGACCUGAUCUUCCUGAAAGGAAUCAUGGAGAGCCCAGUGGUGAGAGCCGCCACAUACCCAAGUCUGCACAGUUCAGCACACGAGAGGUUUGAGGAGCCCAAGCUGGAGGCUGUGAGCGAGAACAACGUGGAGUUGGUCCAGGAUAUCCUCAAGGAGCUCAGCCCGCUCACACAGAGAAACCAGGUGGCAGAGGAGCUGGUUCGCAUCCUGAAGGAGCCUCACUUCCAGUCUCUCCUGGAGACCCACGAUUCUGUGGCAUCAAAAAACUACGAGACUCCUCCUCCCAGCCCCUGCUCCUUCAUGGAUCCAGCUCUGAACAACCAGCCCGUUCCUCCUGAUGCCGUCAGGAUGGUGGGAAUCCGUAAAGUGUCUGGCGAGCAUUUGGGAGUGACUUUUCGCGUCGAGAACGGCGAGCUGGUGAUCGCCAGGAUCCUCCACGGCGGCAUGAUCGACCAGCAAGGCCUGCUCCACGUGGGCGACAUCAUCAAGGAGGUGAACGGGAAGGAGGUGGGGAACGACCCCAAGGUGCUGCAGGAGAUGCUGAAGGAGGCCAGCGGCAGCGUGGUGCUGAAGAUCCUCCCCAGUUACCAGGAGCCUCACACGCCACGACAGGCCUAUGUGAAGUGUCACUUUGAUUACGACCCGACUCACGACAACCUGAUUCCCUGCAAGGAGGCGGGGCUUAGCUUCAGCAGCGGAGAUAUCCUGCAGAUCUUCAACCAGGAGGACCCAAACUGGUGGCAGGCGUGUCAUUUGGAAGGAGGCAGCGCCGGCCUCAUUCCCAGCCAGCUCCUGGAGGAGAAGAGGAAAGCUUUUGUGAAGAGAGACCUGGAGCUCGCCACCUCAGGUCCUCUGUGUGCAGGAAUGGGUGGAAAGAAGAAGAAGAAGAUGAUGUAUUUGACCACUAAGAAUGCCGAGUUCGAUCGGCACGAGUUGCGGAUCUAUGAGGAAGUGGCCAAAGUUCCGCCCUUCAGGAGGAAGACGCUGGUUCUGAUCGGAGCGCAGGGCGUGGGCCGCCGGAGUCUGAAGAACAAGCUGCUGGUGUCGGAUCCGCUGCGUUAUGGGACCACCGUUCCCUUCACCUCCAGGAAGCCGAAGGUGGACGAGAGGGACGGUCAGAUGUACUCCUUCAUGACCCGCAGCGAGAUGGAGUGCGACAUCAGAAACGGGCGUUUCCUGGAGCACGGCGAGUACGACGGAAACCUGUACGGCACCAAGAUCAACUCCAUCCACGAGGUCAUCGAGACGGGAAAGAUCUGCAUCCUGGAUGUCAACCCACAGGCUCUGAAGAUCCUGCGGACGUCGGAGUUCCUGCCCUACGUGGUUUUCAUAGAAGCUCCGGACUUCGAAGUCCUCAAAGCGAUGAAUCGAUCAGCGAUCGAGUCGGGAGUGAUCACCAAACAGUUAACGGACUCGGAGCUGAAGAGGACGGUGGACGAGAGCGAGCGCAUCAAGAGAGCCUACGGACAUUACUUCGACCUUUGCAUUGUGAACGACGGUCUGGAAAUGGCGUUCCGCGGCCUGCGGUCGGCGCUGGAGAAGCUGUCGAUGGAGCACCAGUGGGUCCCGGUCAGCUGGGUGUUCUGAAAGAGCUCGCCAGCAAAGCCAAUCAGAUGAGAGGACGAUUCGUUCCUGGGUGGAGGGGGGGGAGGGUGUCCUCGCCACAGCGAGGACCCGAGCAUCACAAUCCUGUGCAAACGACCAGCCUCAUGUAGAGCAUUUUUGUACAAACUUCCUCUGUUGACCUAAUGUCAAAGUCGUGUUUAGUUUGACAGAAAUUCUUCUGUUGAUCAUCAGGUGUGGUGCAAUAGUGCGAGUGAUCGUCUGUAGGUUUCCGGGAGGUCAUCUUUAGCCUUUCUAGUGUGACGUUUACAUCUGAUCAGUGGGGCUGAGUGAGACCAGACACCAAAUGUGGCAUUGAAUAUUUUUAAAGCUGUUGUAUGAUUUUUUUUUUUUUUGUGCUUAAUUGUGUGUCUGCUGAUUUGAAAGCCGACCAGCAAUAGAGAACUGAAGAUACAUGCAAUACAUUCACCGGAACACAGAGACAGCGGCCUGCCGGCAUACUUUCUACACAUCAGUACAAACGAGCGUUUCUGUCUGUGUAACAGAGGUUUUGACCAUUCGUAGCACUCGUGCUGCGUUCACACCGGGCUGAUGACAUCAUCAACAGUCGACGGUCAUCUAUGCUAGCGCUUAGCUGUUAGCGCGUGGUAAAAUACCAUAAACAAUAGACGUAUAUUGUGACUGGACGAAGCGGGUGUGAGAAUGCUUUACUUCCAACUCUAUCAAAGUAAAGCCAAUUCAGUCACCAUGUUUCCACCAUAUGGGCGUCGCCAUUUGGAGCCAGACGAUUGUGAUUGGUCCGAGUUGAGUUACAGUUCUUGGGAACUAAGGUCACCAAUCAUGAGCUGAGUUUGUUACAAGUCACACUAAAAAAGGACUCGGUAGAAUCUAACAUUCGAGGUGGGGGUCAGCAGGCACCACAUGCUUUCACCGAGGAAUCUGAUUGGUCAGUUUAUAACUUGAAUAACUUGCGAUAAAGAAAGAAUAGGGUUAAAAAAUUGGGAUGUUAAGAAAAUACAUCAGAGCAAAAAUGGUUAUUCUGACUUAUAGCUGUUGACCACUUGGAGCAAACAGGUACUUCCUGUUUGGAACGCCAGGGGGGAGGAGUCGAGCUGUACAGUGGAAAAUAUAUAACAUUAGCUUUAUAACUUUAAUAAGUCAUGCAAAACCGAAUUCACAAAUUACAUUAAUAAAAUACUAACAUUUCUGAGCUUCAGAGCACACACGUGCAGAAAUGCGUUUCAAGGAUAGCCACCCCUAAGUCCCUACGGCUCCACUUU